Thermothielavioides terrestris NRRL 8126 is the source of this 963-nucleotide messenger RNA. RefSeq lists its product as uncharacterized. The transcript is spliced from 8 exons. The record is from RefSeq and is a predicted model, not a curated record. Bases 1 to 963 code for a protein of 320 amino acids. Lineage: Eukaryota; Fungi; Ascomycota; Sordariomycetes; Sordariales; Chaetomiaceae.
AUGUGGCUUCAAAUUCCUGUUCUUAGUGUGUCCUUCUUACUCUUGACCCUGGUUCUUACUGGGAGCUCUUGCGAGCCACAUGAGCCAGAGCUUACUGUACGGACUACCACCGGCACCUUCACCGGUCUGGUGAACUCCACUACCCCGGAUGUAAACCAAUGGCUCGGAAUCCUGUACGGCCGGCCUCCCUUAGGCAAUCGGCGCUUCAUGCCUCCGGAAAAAGCGCCUGACCACGGGGAUGCCGAUGCAAAGGCCUACAAACCCAUCUGCAUGCAGCAGAGCGGAGACAAGACGGGCGGCGGCGGCUACGCGCUGUAUCAAGUCCCCGACCAGUGGAUCCAGCGAACGCAGACGCAUCUGGUAGUUACAUUCAACUACCGCCUCAACAUCUUCGGCUUUCCUGGUUCGCCAGCUGCAAACCUGAACGUCGGGUUUCUAGAUAUUCGACUUGUUACCGAGUGGGUAAGAGACAACAUUGCAGGAUUUGGAGGCGAUCCCGACCGCGUAGUCCUCUACGGCCAGUCCGCGGGGGCUAACGCCGUCGCGUCUUACGGAUAUGCGUACCUACAAGACCCGAUUGUCAAAGGUCUCAUCGCGUCGUCCGGCUCUGUGUCGACCACCAACCCAACUGCGAACUUAGGUUUCCACGAUCUGGCACAAAUGGUCGGAUGUGCGAACCUCACCUCGGCCGCUGAGCUCGCGUGCAUGCAGAAGCCUAUAGCCGACGGCGUGACCCUUUUUGCCAACACGACAGACCGGCUUGAGAAAGGGUUGGUGGCCAAAGUGGGCAUAAUCACGGGAUACACCUUCAACGAAGGGGCGGCAUUCCUGCCCUUCGACCCUAAUGCUACAGCGCCGCCGAGCCCUGCACCCUUAGGCGGUAACAGGCUUGCGUGCGCUGACAUCCCCCUCGUCUUUAGCACGCACUAUGAGUUUCGAAGCAACUCGACUAAGCUCGAGUAG